ACGGGAAGGGGAGGGCCCGUGGGCGCGGCGAGGUGGCCUGUCGCGACGGCCCCGGGCGGGAGGAGGAGGCCGCGCCAUGGCGCCGCCGCUGGCCUGGCUGCUGCUGGCCUGCCUGCCGGCCGGUUGCCUCUCCCUGCUGGUGACAGUGCAGGAUACUGAGCGUUACACCACCUUAUUUGCCAGUAUUACCCUCAAGUGUGAUUACAGUACUUCAGCCCAGCUGCAGGACGUAGUGGUGACCUGGCGCUUCAAAUCCUUCUGCAAGGACCCCAUCUUUGAUUACUACUCAGCCUCGUACCAAGCCAGUUUAGCUCUUGGCCAGGACCCGUCUGAUGACUGCAAUGAUGUCCAACGAAAGGUGCGCAUUGUCAUCCAGAAAUAUGGGCAGAAUGAGCCUGUGCUGGGUGUUGACUACCGGCAACGAAAGAUCACCAUCCAGAACCGGGCAGACCUUGUUAUCAGUGAAGUCAUGUGGUGGGACCAUGGUGUAUACUACUGCACUGUGGAAGCACCAGGAGAUACCUCAGGGGAUCCGGACAAAGAAGUUAAGCUAAUUGUUUUACACUGGCUCACAGUACUCCUCAUCGUCCUCGGUGGCCUCCUCCUCCUCCUGCUGAUUGGAAUAUGUUGGUGCCAGUGCUGCCCCCAGCAUUGCUGCUGCCACAUCCGGUGUGUCUGCUGCCCAACCCGGUGCUGCUGUAAUGAGAAAGUACUGGAACAGCAUCGAUUCAUGAAGCAGGCUCAGGCAUUUGCACCGUGGAUGUUACCUAACAUGUUCUAUGGAGGUGCUGAUAGGAACUCACAACUUUCCUCUUAUCAGCUGAACCCUCUACUGCAACAAGAUGUGUCUCUGCAGAACAGUAUUCCACUGGUGCAGCCACAAGCUCGACUUUCCCCUAACAAAGGUGUUUUGGACUAUCUGGAGUCUGAAAUCCAGAACCUUAACCCAUCACAGCCCCGGCCACCCUCCAACCAGCGGCAGGCAGUGCAGCCCAGCUUACUGUCCUCCCUGGGCAGCGACAUCAUGCAGCGUGGCACAAACGGUCUUCCUCCUCUCACUGGUCAUGUUUCUUCUUCCCAUGGGAGCAGCAACUCCUCACGUCCACAGAGAACUACCCACAGCCCCAGAACUUGGGACUCCAUAGCAGAGAACAGGAGGGAAGAUCGGAGGUGGCCCUUGCCUUCCAGUGAAGAUUCUCGUUCCAGCUACAGUCGGGAAUCCCGGGACAGGCAGCGAGAUGACCAUCCUCCAAGGCAGAGGGCAGGCGGCUAUGAUCACAGGCCGCAGCACUCCAGGCGGGAUGUGUCACCCACCCGCCAGACUGAGAGAGGAAAAAGCAGCAGCAGCAGCUGCAGUUUCUAUUCAGAGGAGGCCAAGGAGCACUCUAGCCACCAUCGUGGCCGGAGACAGCAGUCUGCAGUGAGGCGAGAGUACCAGCAGCACACCAGGAACAGCAAUAACUCGAGGCACCGGCGGCACAGCUACUCUCCCCCAUCUCGACGGGGAUCAUGGAGCUCCUCAGAAGAGCAAAUCCAUCUCCCAGCGACAAACCGCAGGCGGCACAACCGGUCUCGGGAAUGGCCAGAAGAUAAACCUCCCAGUUAUCGCUCGCUAGAAAUCAUCCCAGAUCGGGACAGCAAGCACAGAGAGGGUGCAGGGCCACGCUCGGACAGAGGAAGUUCCUAUAGUGCAAGAAGCAUUGUCAUUUAAUGCCAGUACUGAAAGAAUGAAGAUUCACACUGAACUCUUUUUAGCUAUUUUUACUAUAUAGUUGGGAUGACUGCUUUUGAUUGAACCAGCAAAGGGAAAACAAACAGAAGAUGAAACUACUUUUGAAGAAGAUAUGUCUAGUGGACAUGAAAGCGAUAUAUAGCCCAUAUUUGUUCCUACUUUGAUUUGGAAACUUAGGUUUGUGAUGGGCUGAAAACAUGCUAUUGGAUACAGCAAAUGUUUUUAAUAAACAAUUUAUUCCCAGAGAUAUCAAUUGCCUUUGUUAGGUAGGUACCCUGACACUAGAAGCAGUAGUAGAGUAUGUAGAAUGCUGAUCCUUUGGGCACCAGUUACUGGAGAAGGGCUCUGAUAAUCACAGAGAUGUAAAGUCACAGGACAGUAGAGUAAUUUAGGUUGAAAGACAGCUCUGGAGCUCAUCUGACCCAGUCACCUCAGAAGUUGGUGUAGAGAGGCAUAGCAUUUCCUUUCUGAGCCCCUCUAAUGUACUUCAGAAUUAUUUGAUGCUUGCUGCUUCUGCCUGGCUUUUCAGUGUAGUGUAAGCAGUUGCUCCCCUCCCUGAUCCCAAACAGCAGAAUUCCAGUUUUAGAAGGAUGUAGAAGUCUUACUAAGGGCUCACUGCAAUCUGCAAAUUGCCAGCUUGUCUGCCCUAUACUGACUGAAAACCCCGCUCUACAUUAAGCUUAGACUUUAGUACCUAAAAAGAUGCUUGUUCUAGCCUUUAACACAGACUUGAAUUUAUGUGUAAAUGUAAUGAGCUAGAUUUACCAAAGCUUGGUCAUCCCCACAGGAACUGAGCUUGUUAUGACUACUAUCUUUCAUACUGUAGACCAGAACUUCCUUCAACUCUAGGAAGCAUAACUUUGUUGGAUGUAUGUUUCCUGGGCCAUAUACUCAUUUUAUGUUCUCCCUUUGCCCUCUCUAACAUGUGUUAUACACAUGGGGUGGGAUAAAGGGCUCUGAAGAGGCCUAACAAUUUUUACUAUUAUUCUCUUGAUCUUUACCCUGACACAAAUCAAUUCUGAAUGCAUGAUGUAUCUGAUCUUAUCUACAUGGAGGGGUUUUCUCAUCCCUUCCCUUGCAAAUUGAAUGCAGAAUUUCUAGAAUUCCUUAAGACUACCUGCAAAGGAGAAAAGCUUGCCAUUUUUCCUUGAUGUGAUUCAUCCAUCCACUGUGAUCAUUUAAAAUGUACUGGAAAACUUGAUGUUCUCUGGGUGCUAUAGUUACAUGCUGGAUGCAUGCACAGGAAACAGGCUUGCCAAAGAUAUUCUUGGAUUCAAGAAACUCAAUUGUUGACAGGGAGCUUUAGGAGCAUCUUGUGAAUAAUUUUGAGACACUAGAGUCUGGUGAGUGUCAGUUACUGUACUGUCCAGCUUAUUUCCCUGCCAGUGCCAAAACUGAAAUCCCAAGAUGGUAGCGUGAAAAAGAACUUGCUUUCCUUUCAUGUUCCAAUACAGUCCAGUAAGUUUCCCCAAGAGUAGGAACUCUCUCAGACAGCAAGAAAAUUGUGUGUAAGAGCAGCAGCAGUUGUAGCAUGAGCAUGUCAUCCAGAGGGACCUCGACAAACUGGAAAGAUGGGGCGUUGUGAACCUAAUGAGGUUCAACAAAGCCAUGUGCAAGAUUUUGCACUUUGGUUGAGAUAAUCCCAGAUAUCUAUACAGACUGGGAGAAGAACUCCUUGAGAAUAGUCCUGCUGAGAAGGAAAACUGAAAUGGUACCAGUUUUGGUAAGAUCUGGUCACAAACCACUGUGGUUCAUAAAGCACUGAUUAGUGGUCUAUGAAGUAAUUAAAAAGGAAACCUAUUAUACAUACUUCGCAACUGCGAGCAGACAGAAAAGUAGGAAGGAAAUAGGCUACUCUUUGAAUGCAUAUUUCUAUUUUUAAUUGGUUAAAAGUGAAAGCCUUUGCAAUGGCACUGCUCAAUACUAUGUAGACUUUAUUUAACAGUGAGAUUACUAGGCCUUUGACUUUUUAAAAGAGAGAGAUUAAGUUUGGCAGCUGAAAUACUACACAGUGAAAGAACAGUAGGGAAUAGUUGAGCUUCAUUCUUUCUAGGUUGUAAUUUUCUCAUUUUUAAUUUUUUAGCCAUUCCAAAGGGCUGAUGUUUCUGUGUCACCCAUUUGCGUUGAAAGAAAUAAAUGUGAUUUCAUAUGUGAGUUAUUUUAGACUUUUGUUUCUUCCUGCUAUGCAGGUGAGGGAAUAUACCUUGCACCCAAUGAAUUUUGUGUAUGAAAGUGCCUAGAUAGCCACUGGAGUUAUUCAUGUUAAAAUAAAGAAUAGGUGACUAUGCCACAUGGAACAGAUGAGAUCUGCUGCUCAUGUCAGCUGCUUUCCACCUCAAACCAAAGAUUCAUUUGAUUUUAAAAAGGAUUGCAAUACCUGGCUUCCUUGCUUAUUUGCAGAGCACUCUGCCAUUCCAGGAAUGAAGGGCAAGGACUGCUUGUGCAAUCAUCGAUUUGGGCUUGGCAAUUGCCUGUUUGGCAGUAGAAAGCACUGAAAGGCCCUGUUGCUACCUGUGGGAUUGUAUUCAUGACAGCACUGGAUAAAGUUAGACAACCUUAGCAGGAAUUAAAGUUACCAUAACACAAAGCUCUUCAGAGGUACAUAUUACUACAUAGGGCAGCUAAAUUCCCUUUGUUUUACUACCUCAGGCAGCACAUCACUUUAAAACACACCCUUAAUAUGGCCAGAGACUGCCAUUUGUUGGCCUGACUUAGAAGAGAGAUCACACUUGAGGUUAUAUUAAAUUCACCCCUACAAGUAAUGACUGCCUGUUGCUAUUUCUGUUAACUUGAAUGUCUAUAAUGUGUCUUGUACUGGUUUUCUGAACGUUACUUCAGCUUUAAAAGCAGGCAGUAAAUCUGUGGAAUCCCCUUAAUGACUGUAGAAUGUAUAAUUAAAACA
Molecule: messenger RNA, 4634 nt
Organism: Lagopus muta (rock ptarmigan)
Lineage: Eukaryota; Metazoa; Chordata; Aves; Galliformes; Phasianidae
Gene: ILDR1
Product: immunoglobulin like domain containing receptor 1
Exons: 8
Coding region: 77-1711 (544 amino acids)
Cellular component (GO): plasma membrane
Molecular function (GO): high-density lipoprotein particle receptor activity
Source: RefSeq, a predicted model, not a curated record